Messenger RNA from Calypte anna (Anna's hummingbird), 3023 nucleotides. Its product is annotated as myosin regulatory light chain 2, smooth muscle minor isoform. Bases 96 to 614 code for a protein of 172 amino acids. The record is from RefSeq and is a predicted model, not a curated record. The transcript is spliced from 4 exons. Lineage: Eukaryota; Metazoa; Chordata; Aves; Apodiformes; Trochilidae. Gene Ontology annotation, cellular component: cytoplasm. Gene Ontology annotation, molecular function: calcium ion binding.
UCUCCGGGAAGCACCGGGACUGCUGCCGCUUCCUGCUUUCGCCGUCUGUCUCGUACCGUGUUCCCGCAGCGGACCUUUGGUGUAAAAAAAUCAACAUGUCGAGCAAAAAAGCAAAGACGAAGACCACCAAGAAGCGCCCUCAGCGUGCCACUUCCAAUGUAUUUGCAAUGUUUGAUCAGUCACAGAUUCAAGAAUUCAAGGAGGCCUUCAACAUGAUUGACCAGAACAGGGAUGGCUUCAUUGACAAAGAGGACUUGCAUGAUAUGCUUGCCUCCCUUGGAAAGAAUCCAACAGAUGAAUACCUAGAUGCCAUGAUGAAUGAGGCUCCAGGACCCAUAAACUUCACGAUGUUCCUCACAAUGUUUGGUGAGAAGUUAAAUGGCACAGACCCAGAAGAUGUAAUCAGGAAUGCUUUUGCUUGCUUUGAUGAAGAAGCAACAGGGUUCAUCCAAGAAGAUUACCUGCGAGAGCUGCUGACAACAAUGGGAGACAGGUUCACAGAUGAAGAGGUAGAUGAGCUGUACAGAGAGGCACCCAUUGACAAAAAGGGGAAUUUCAACUACAUUGAAUUCACACGUAUCCUGAAACAUGGAGCAAAAGACAAGGAUGACUGAGCAAAUCUCUGAGUACCUGCAGAUAGCUUUUUCGGUUUUUUCCCCCAUUAAUUUUAUUUCUCAGGAUCUGUUUUUUCUUUUUUUUUUUUUUUCUUUUUUUCUUGUUGGAACUUUUGCAUACAUUUUCAGCAUUCCAGCUUUUUCUCUGUGAACUUUGGGGCUGCUCAGGCAUGCCUGCGCCUUUGUAAGAAGACUGGAAAUGGGCAGGGAGAGGGGACAGCUUACAGUGAUAGACUGAGGGACAAAUAUUAGUGACUGUGGAGGCCCAGGAAGAAAUAUCACUCCUAGCUAGAUUAAUUUUACACUUUUAAUGGUAACUUUUCAAAUAAAACAUUGCUAUAUUAAGUACAUCAUUAAAAUUCUCAUGCUAGAAGUGGAAUGUUCAUCUACUCAUAUCUGUAAAUAUUUUUGCAACUGUGUGCAGUUGUGUUGUUACCUAUUUCUGCCUUAAAAAUGAAGCAUAAGUCACUUAAGCUUACUGAUGCUUGUACUUUAGCAACUGUGUACUUCACUUAAUACUGUGAGCAUACAGAAUGAAGAAAUUCUCAUCCUUCAAAUUUCAGUACAUUAUAAAUCAAUGAUUUCUGUCCAAGCUUUGCACAUUAAACUUUCUAAAUUUUACAGAUGUAAUUUAGGGGGUAUUGUACUAAUUUAGUACCUCAAUUUCUAGACACUGAGUACAUUAUUAAUACUGCUUUUUUUAAAAUUUAUAUGGUAAAUCCUGGAGUUUUCUUAAAAAAAGAUACUGUGUUUGAGUAGAAGGUGUGACACUUCUUACCAGAUCUGCAGGGCUGACAAUACAGAAUUCAUUACUUUUCAUUACAACUCUUUUUUUUUCUCUCUCUUUUUCUUUUUCUUUCUUUCUCUUCCCAUUUACUUUCAAAGCACAGUGAGAAUGGGGCUGGAGAAAGAAUGAAGGUACCCUGUCUCUGGCCUUCUUGUUUCCUCUCUGAAAAUGUUACUCUUGCUUUCCAAAUGAAGCAGUGCACCAUAUGUUGCUAAGAGGGUGCUCUGGGUGGGUAAGAGGGAGACAAUCAUAUUAGUUCCACUUUCACAUCAUUAAUCUUGUGGGUUUUGGGGCAGGGAAUGCACUUUUUGCAGUACUCCAAAGCAACUUUGCCAUAAUUGGAAUACCUGUGGUUCUGUUUUUUUUGGUCUUGAGAGAGGGUGAUCAGAUCUGCUUCUGUCAUUUCUAGGGUUUACAGUGUUAACACUUAAGAAUUUAGUCAUUUGGAUGAGAGAGCUUUGAUGUGUCUUGGUAGGCUGCUAUUGUGAACUGAAUUUUUAAUAAAUUUCAUUAGUGGACAGUGAUUCUUGCUUUAGAAAUAAAACUUUUUGUUCAUGAAUAAGAAAAUACAGGACUCUUUUGAGAAGGACACUACCAUAAAAAUUGUUCCCUCGUACCUUUAAGAGGCUUCUGAAGCUUCUGCUCUGCCCGAGUCCCAGUAGCUUUGCAGAAGAAUGGCAAGUGGGAAAGUUGCUGAAAAACAGAAGACAGUAGAAAAGGGUUCAGAACUCUUUCAGAGAAGACAGAAAGAAAUCUAAAUGCUUCAAAAAUAACGGGUUUCUUCUCAGUUUCUCUAAGCUGCUCUUUUUGCCGAGAAUACUUACAUUUAGAGGGGGUAGAGAUAGAAAACCUAAAAAAAAGGACUUCUGUAAACUCAUCCGUGAAACCAGUUUUGCUGUGUCUGAAGGAGAGCGGGCUGUCCUUUGCAGGGAAUUCGAGGCCAAUGUCCAGAACCAUCAGUAGGUGGCAUCGCAGCUCCUAGCACUGACUUAGUUGAGGAACAAAUGGCUCCCAACACACUUUUUUGGGUUUUUUGUUUGUUUGGUGGUUUUUUUGGGUUUUUUUUGGUUUUUUUUAGUUUGGGUUUGUUUUUUGUUUUGUUUUUUUGUUGUGGGCUUUUUUUUGAGCCCUGAAGACCUCAUUUGAUGCAGUGUAUAGAGGAAAAUACUGUCAAUUUCCACAGCUCUGCUCCUACCACAGCAAAGACCAAUUCUUUUGGGAUUUUUUUUCAAAUUGCAGUUUUUGUCUGUGCUGAAUUUUAAUCAAGCUCUCUCCUUACAUUAGGGAGAAAAAAAGGUAUCUGCAAGCCGUCGUUACAGCCAUGUAUGUACAAACACAUGUGGUGUAUGUUUGAAAAAGAUUGGGUUUCAAAAGGACUCCAGGCCUUCCUUGUAACUCAAACCAGAUACACUGCUCACGCAUUUCAUUUCUCACUAUCUCAGUCAGUGCUCUUGUGUUGUACGAUUAGCUUUGAAAAUCUACCCCAAAUUCAAAUUUAUGUGUUUGCAUAACUUUAUUUACAUAUGAAAGGCUAAAACCUGUGAUGGAAGCUAAACUGUUGAGACUCAGAGUGAGGCAGCUGGUAUUUAUCUACAGCAAUAAAUGCCAAUCGUUAAACCCUC